AUGAACGAUGAAGCCUCCUCAUCACGAAUCGCCCGCCCACCACCCUCGAUUGUCGAUUCAAAUGGCUCCUCAUAUCAACCGGCGCCGACGGCGGCCGAACUCGCAGAGCGGAGGAAAAAGAACAGACAGACGUUCAAUCGUAAGCGCGGCGAUCUGCUCGACGACUUGCUCCGCAAUCUCGACCUCAUCAUCUACGCCGAGUUGAGCGCGAUUUACUACAUGGACUGCUCAUUCCUCCGCUUCGUCCUCCGCGCCUUCGUGCAGUUCCUACUUCUCACUCCAAAACCACCCGUCUUCCCUGAACAACCCGAAGACCGACCAGUCGUGGGUGCCAUCUUCACCACGAACGCCAUUUGUCUGUUCUGCCACAUCUACUUUGCCGCGCCAUCCGCGGGAGAAGCGACUCGAGGAUUCCUGCAUGGUGGUCUGGCGAUGGACUUUAUCGGCCAGCAGGGACCGAGCAGCAAGAUCCAUCUUGUGCUGCUAGAUAUUCUCGUUGUGGUCCUGCAGCUCGUACUGCUCGCUGCUGGUACCUUGCGCAAAAGAUUAAAAGACAAAGCGAGCAGCGCGACUCCUGCGUCCACGAGCACGACUCCGUCCACGAACACGGCUGCAGCACCUACUACCACGACUACAGCACCAGCCGCUCCAGCGACGCAACCAUCGACACAGGAUCUAGACUCGGAGGAGCGAGGCGUGCGUCGAUCGAUGGAGCAACACGACAUCGAAAUGCAAACCCUCAACCCCUCGGGUACGGCAACCAGCCCCGCCGCCUCUAUCGCCGAACCCUCCGCCCACGACGCCUUGCUCGCCAACACCUCCGCUCCGGCCACAGACGAGCACAUCUUCGACGCCUUCCACUCCGGCCAAAUUGUGCUCGCCGACUUGGACAUUUGGAAGACGAUCAAGGAGCAAGCCAGCAUGAUGAAGGAUUCGCGCAACGCAUCUACGCCCACCGUUGACUCGAUUAGGAGCGAAUUGGCGGCGAGGAUGUUGCGGAUGCGCAUGGGGACCGAUGCUUUGAGGCAGAGCCUGUAG
Molecule: messenger RNA, 1038 nt
Organism: Neohortaea acidophila
Lineage: Eukaryota; Fungi; Ascomycota; Dothideomycetes; Mycosphaerellales; Teratosphaeriaceae
Exons: 2
Coding region: 1-1038 (345 amino acids)
Biological process (GO): protein processing; SREBP signaling pathway
Cellular component (GO): Dsc E3 ubiquitin ligase complex
Source: RefSeq, a predicted model, not a curated record